This is a messenger RNA of Annulohypoxylon truncatum, 6723 nucleotides long. Its product is annotated as nuclear protein 96-domain-containing protein. The coding region runs from base 550 to 6426 and encodes 1958 amino acids. Gene Ontology annotation, biological process: post-transcriptional tethering of RNA polymerase II gene DNA at nuclear periphery; RNA export from nucleus; protein import into nucleus. Gene Ontology annotation, cellular component: nuclear pore; nuclear pore cytoplasmic filaments. The transcript has 5 exons. NCBI's taxonomy places the organism in Eukaryota, Fungi, Ascomycota, Sordariomycetes, Xylariales, Hypoxylaceae. Gene Ontology annotation, molecular function: structural constituent of nuclear pore. The record is from RefSeq and is a predicted model, not a curated record.
AAUUCUCUACCUUACUACAUUUUCCCUUAAGCUACUGUAACAACUACGCACUUCACAUCUUUCUACAUCCACGCUUUUUUCUUAUUCCCUUUUUCUUAAUCAGGCAUCGUACCUGCGCACGUAGGUAUUUCCGCCAUUGAUCAUUUUCCCAUUCUAAUACAGUCAUUCCACACCCUUUCCCGCAUCCAUAUUCCUCGAUUCUCUACCGGAAUCGAGGCAUCUUUGUACGUCUAAACCCUACCGUCAGUUCGCCUCUUGGCCCCAGCAGCGCGGAUCGCAGAAAAAAAAAAGUUGAACCACGGUUCGCGAAUAACUUUUACCUGCGCAUCAUAGCCCUUCCAACGCUUGUCACUCUUCCUCUUACCAUCUCGACCGACAUUUACAACGGCGACCGACCCGUCCACUUUCCAUGCCUUCCUUUACUUAAUCUCGUCGCACUCCUUUUAAACUUUCACCUACGCGUCAGACGCGGUCUUUUCGUCAUCAUAUCACCGGUCGCGAACAUCGACUUAACCUAGAACCCGCAUACCAUCUAAAGCGCCGCCCAUCAUGUCGGCCUUUGGCGGGUUCGGUAGCGGUGGAAGCGGCUUCGGCAGCACUAAUAACAACAAUACCACCACCGGUUUUGGUGGUUUUGGUAGCAAUAAUACGAGCAACACAGGCUUCGGCACAGGCAAUAACGCCGGAGGCUUUGGCGCCUCCAACACAGGAGGUGGCCUAUUCGGCUCCGGGAAUACAUCAUCCGGCUUCGGUGGAAACACCGGUGGAUUCGGAGCAUCAAGCAACACCGGUGGGUUCGGUCAAAAGCCAGCCUUCGGAGGCACAUCCACGAGCGGUGGUUUGUUCGGUGGUUCUACCACUACGACUUCUGGCGGUGGAUUUGGAGGAUUCGGAUCCAAUAACAACGCCUCAACGUCGAGCCCUUUCGGUGGCGGUGGAGGCACCGGCGGGUCUAUCUUCGGAAGCAAUGCGAACAAGCCAACCUUCGGUGCAACGAACACAGGCUCGACUGGCGGCGGUGGACUUUUUGGGAGUGGGAACACGACCAGUAACACCGCUACUUCGACUGGGUUUGGUGGAUUCGGCAACACGUCGAACGCCCCAGCCAGCACAGCGUUGGGUCCGGUAGGUGAUCCUCCCGGAACUGCCAACGUUACCAACUUCGCACCUCUGGUCGAGAAGGAGAAUACCACUAGUAGUGCCCAGAACUCCUACCAGAAUAUUCUUUUCCAAGACCCGUACAAGAAGUGGUCUGCCGAAGAGCUAAGACUUGCCGACUACGCUGCUGGUCGUCGUUUUGGAGGCACUUCUGGUACCGGCACUUUCGGCGUCGGAUCCGGAUUUGGUAGUGGAUUCGGCUCAAACACCCAAACCUCCGGCUCUUUCGGUAACACGAACACGACCACAAAUACCGGUGGUGGCCUAUUUGGCAAUACUUCGUCGUCUGGCGGCGUCUUUGGACAGAACAACAAUACCGCUACGACCGGGUUUGGCAGCAACACUUCUGGAACCGGUGGUAUGUUCGGAAACAAGCCGGCGGCAACCGGCGGUCUAUUUGGCAGUUCCGCAACAACUCAGCCAGCACAGUCGGGUGGUUUAUUUGGUUCCGGAAGCACUGGUUUUGGCAACACGGGAAACACCGGUACCGGAUUUGGAUCCACAAAUACCAAUACUGGAAGUUCUCUGUUCGGAGCCGCCAACAACACUAACCAGCCAAAGCCUGCUGGCUUUAGUUUCAACAACACGAACAAUAAUGCUGGCAGCAGUGGCUUUGGCACGAACGCUGGAGGAUUUGGUAGUGGUACUGCUAACACGGGCGGCGGCGGUCUUUUUGGUAGCAACACGAAUACCAAUCAAAGUUCUGGUGGUGGUCUGUUUGGCAACGCGACGCCGCAGAAUACGGGUAGCGUGUUCGGCGGAGGCUCUGGCGGCUUCGGAAAUCAGAACCAGCAGCAAACCGGGUCAUCUCUGUUCAAUAACAAUCAACAGAAGCCGGCUGGCACAGGCAUAUUCGGAAGCAGUACCAACACCAGCGGAACUGGAGGCGGCCUCUUUGGCGGUUCAACUAACACCUCUAAUACCUUUGGUCAGCCAGCUAACAAUCAGACUGGGGGCGGCCUCUUCGGCAACAAGCCUGCCACCGGCACCGGCGGCGGAUUAUUUGGUAACACCGGUGCAACUCAGAAUACCAACACUGGUGGAAGUGGUUUGUUUGGCGGCCUAGGACAAAACAACCAGCAGCAGCAACAGCCCCAACAAGGCUCUAGCUUAUUUGGGUCCCUUGGCCAAAACCAGCAGAAACCAUCUAUGUUCGGAAGCACUACGCAGUCGACCGGUGGUGGUCUUUUCGGAAAUCAGAACAAUCAGCAACAGGGCUCAUCACUCUUUGGGACGUCAAGCGCGCAGCAGCAACCGCAGAAUAACAACAUGGGUGGCUCUAUGUUCGGAAGUCCGCAAGCCAACCAAUCAACAGCAUCGUUCACUGCAAGCAUCAAUGACCCUUCAGCAUAUGGGUCUCUAUUUGCUAGUAUCGGCAACAACGAGGUCUCUGACCCCGGUCCUCUAGCAACGCCGACGAACAAGAAGCAGUCAAGACGGCCUUCUAUCUUGCCCUACUACAAACUAAACCCUGCGUCAGCCUCUCGAUUCGUGACGCCGCAGAAGCGUGGGUUUGGCUUCUCUUACAGUACUUACGGCACCCCGAAUAGUCCCUCAAGCGUAGCUAGUACUCCGGGUACCAUGUCGCAGAGUUUGCUAGGCGGCAGUUUGACUCGAAGUGUUGGUAACUCUCUUGCUAAGAGUGUGUCAACAAGCAACCUCAGACGCAGUUUCAAUGUCGAAGAUAGUCUCUUGGCCCCUGGCGCGUUUUCCGCUGGCUCUGGCUCAAGACUCUACGGGGGCGGCAGUGUCAAGAAACUCGUCAUCAAUAAGGACUUGCGCAGCGAUUUGUUCUCGACCCCCACAAAGGACAAGUCUGUGCCUGAGACGCCAAAUAGCUCUCGGAAAUUAACGAAGCGUGUUAGUUUCGAUACCAGCAACGUAGAUGCUGUCGAAGACGGUGCGACUACUAACGGCUCUACUAACUCUACACCAAGUGCCGAGCAAUUGGGUUACGUUCGACCGAAAGCUACGAACGGGGUCAACGGUUCUAAGUCGACUUCCAUCCCCGAAAUGGAGCAGGUGAAGGGUAAUGAGUUAGCAGUCGUGCAUGAAGAGGAGGCUCCCUCUCCCCAAGGGCGCAGUUCAACGACUGCCCUAUCUGAUGGAGAACCCGGCGAGUAUUGGAUGUCCCCGACUAAGGAAGAGAUUCAAGGACUGAAUAGAGUCCAGCGCCAGAAGGUUUCUGACUUCACCGUUGGGCGUGAGAAUGUCGGCUACGUCAAGUUCAAGGUACCCGUUGACUUGACCUCGGUUGAUGUCGAUAACAUAUUCCAUAACAUCGUCAUCCUGGAGCCGCGAAGCGCGACGGUUUACCCCAACGCUGCUAAGAAGCCACCUGUUGGCAAAGGCUUAAACGUACCAGCAAUUAUCAACUUGGAGAAUUCUUGGCCCCGAGCAUCCAAAAAGGGCAAGCCGAUCUCGAUCUUAAAGCACGUUGAGCGUCUGAAGAGAAUCCCAGAUACCAAGCUUGAGAAUUACAACGAGCAAACUGGGGAAUGGACAUUUUCCGUUGAGCAUUUCACAACAUACGGCCUCGAUGAGUCGGAUGAUGACGAAGACACUGAGACUAGACCCUCCGAGGCCCCAUCAGCUUAUGCGCUAGAAAAGAGAGUGUCUCCAUCUCCAUCUUCUGCCUCAGAAGAUGUUGCUUCUGAUGUUGGUGAUACCCUGGAUGGUAAACGAAGUUACCCAAUACUUCCAGGUGCUUUUGAUCCUAGGGAUGAUUCUUGUGACGAGGAAGCAGAGAUGACGGAGGUUGCUGGAUCUCGACCGUCUUUUUUAGCUAAUCGCUCCGCGGGUUCAAAAUCCAACGCGCUCGUCCCCAUAGAGCAGGAUGAGUCGGAUGAUGAAUAUGCGAUGUCCGAGGUACACGAAGAUACGAGUACUUCCCUCGGACAGCAUCUCGCCGCGGAGCAGGAGGAUAACUCGUUUGAUGGCUCCCAGUUUGAUACCGUGCCCGAGACACCUGCCGGUAUCAUGAGAGCCCGAAUGCGCGCAAUCAAGGGCUCGGCAACACCAAUGAAAGUUCAGGUUUCAUCGGGAGAUGACUGGAUGGACAUGCUUAGCAAGACAAUCAGCCCGCAGAAACGUGAUCGAGCACUUCUAAGGACCAUCAAUGAAGCCGAUCAACAACGUGCGGCAAAUGGAAAUUCUCGGGAAGCGUCCCCGACGAAAAAACGAAUCGUGCCGGACGGUCGUGGCUUUGCAACGAGCAUCGAUUUAAUGAAUUCAUUAUUCGAGAAAGCUCGGACGCCAACAGAAAAUCUUCAAGCUUCGGUACGGCCUAAAGGUGUUAAGUGGCCUUAUAAACGACAGACUAAGCACCUUGACGAAAGUGAUAUGGACGAACAAGACCGAAUCUGGCAUGAUACUAUGCGGCCUCGUUGGGGUCCAAAUGGCACUCUCGUCUUUUCUGCGACACCGAGCGGCUCGGCAUUUGGGAGAUCGAGUCGUAUAACUGACAAGAAUGCACUUAUGACUGUACUAAAAGGUGGUAUUGUGUCGGAGACUCAGGACAUCAGGAUAGCCAAGUUCACCAAUGAGAUGUCAGCCAGAGCAGUUCAUGUGCACUCCAAACUAGCACAAAUCGAAUUGAUCAACGGCGUACCAUCCGUCAGACUGAGCCCGAGGGCAACCCUCAAAGACUUCUCUGUCGGAACCAAUGGUAAAAAUGUCGCCGAAGAGCAUGAGAGGCUUGUAUGGGAACUUGCCAGCGUAUUAUUCGACAGCAUUAAAAUUCCCGUGGAUCUGCAGAACGAUGCAGAGGCCGUAGAAAAGCUUCGGCGGGAGAACCUGUCUCGAUUCUGGGAGCGCAUGGUAGAAGAACAAACCAGCAAGACGGCCGCAAUGGCCGGUUCGAGUGAGGAAAAGGCUUUAGCUUCUUUGUCCGGCCACCGAAUAGCUGAAGCUUGCAAACAUCUGUUAGAUGGCAAGAAUUUCCGUCUGGCUACUUUGGUUUCUCUCAUCGGUACCAACGACGCCGUCAAGAAGGACGUACGAGAACAGAUGAAGGAGUGGCACGAGGCGCAUGUACUUUCCGAGUUCUCUCAGUCGAUUCGCGCACUUUACGAAAUGCUCAGUGGCAACGUUUGUGCUUGCGAGGGUACCAAGGGUGCAUUAGAAAACCGGACUGAGUCGUUCCUCAUCUCUAAGAGGUUCGGUCUCAAUUGGCAACAAGCCUUCGGACUAAGACUCUGGUACGCGAUAUCCUCGGAGGACCGCAUCGCGGAUGCGGUGGAGAAGUAUAGAGAAGAUGUGGAACAGGAUCGAGAGCUAGCGCCUGUCACCUGGUUUACGGAGCACGGCAUCAAGAGCAUCUGGAAUGAUCCGAAUCAGGAUCAGCGGGAAGAUCUACUUUGGGGAUUACUACAAUUAUACUCCAACAGCCAGGUCGACCUGGAAGCGAUAUUGCGACCAGAAAAUUCUCAGCUCUCCCCUCUUGACUUCCGACUUUCCUGGCAACUAGGGCAAGCCUUGACAUCCACCGGGCGCGCCUCGUUUGGAAAGAACGCCGCAGAGAAGGCUGAUGCUGCUACCGUCUCGUUCGCUGCACAAUUAACUAAUGAAGGCAGCUGGUUAGAAGCAACCUUCGUACUCCUACAUCUCGCGGAUCCAGAUGCACGAUCCAAAGCCAUACAAGAUCACCUCUGUAGGCAUGCUGGUUUCAUUGGGAAUGAGGACUCGAGCAAUUUCAAGAGGCUUACGGCAGAAUUCAAGAUUCCGAGAAGGUGGAUUUGGCAUGCAAAGGCCUUAUACAUGCGAAGCGUCAAGAAAGAUCCAGCUGCUGAAGUUCAGUGCUUACUUCGCGCAGAGUCGUGGGCUGAUGCCCAUCGUACUUUCAUCAAAGAAGUCGCCCCAGUCACCAUAAUUGAGCGUGACUACGACGCCUUGGCCGACCUUCUCCACCAGUUCGAAGGCCACCAUUCACAAGUUCCUGAUUGGAACGUUGGUGGUGAGAUCUAUAAGGCAUUCCUCCAACUAAUGGGUUGUCAACGACGAGCCGAAUUCCCACCCCCUAUCUUAGUGAAUGCCCUGCUGGAAGGAUUACCAGCGAUGCAUGGCAAUACACCGGAAGCUGGCAUUACAGAGUAUGCUGCAUUGACGGACAUGGCCGCAGAGGUGGCAAAGGUGGUAGCCAAUAUGGCAAAGGCAGGAGAGAUGGAACAUGAGCGCGUCUUACAUCUUCCCUUGACGGAAGAUGUCCUCCUAAAACAUUCCCGUGAUUUCGCUUGGUCACAUUACUCAACGGUGAUGGCCGGGUUUUAAGCCCCUUGCGUCCUGAUUCUAUUACGAAGUUUGAGGUGGAGAUGGAUUGUGAAGAUAUUGCAGAGGAUUAGUAACAUGCGUUUCCGCGAAAAUGACACUUAUAGUAGAUAGUUCGUUCCCCCUUAAGGUUAAUCGCCUUCCAUGCUCAGUCUAGGAUGAAAGUUGGGAAGCAAAAGGAGUCAGUCAACGGUGGGGUAGGUGAUAUCUGGCACAUUGUGUGUCGUUGCGACGACACAGCAAAAGAAUUGCCUUCAUGUAGCAUAAUAAAGUAGUUAGCAUAAAUUGCUGAUACCCGUG